AUGGAAACACCGGAGAUUCGGCUAGAAAUCCUCCGCCAUUGUUCUCUCGACGCUCUCGUCGCUCUUAGCCAAACAUGCACCGAUUUCAGAGCAUUAAUGCCUCUGCUGGACGACACUCUGGUCCGACCGAAAGUGCUGAAACGAGUUCCAUGGAUGACUGUGGCUCCAGGAGCAGGUCUGAAGUCGUGGAUGGAUUGUGCACGACUCAUUGUUGCCCGAUACAAGUCGCGGACACAAGAACCCGAACAAUGGUGUACCACUGACUCUCAACAUGUCUAUGAUAUGGACGAUUUGGCAAAUACUGCUGAUAUCGAGUAUAUUGACGGCGUCUGCGUGGAUGGAGAAGCUCUACCCAAGUCGUUUGACCCUCUGUUUGAAUCUGCUGACUUCCCGGUACCUUAUGGACUAGCUAGGGGCAAGUAUCUAAUGAGCAUUAGGGAUGACGGUAUCACUCUCGAUAUGACCACCAUGGAACAUGUUCCCGAAAACCCAGACCAGUUCCCGUUCAAACUGCCAGACCCAGCAGAUGUCUGGAUUGCCAUGGAAGACUUUGUCAGUGUGCGAGACGGUUCCAAAUGGGUAUUCAGAUGCGCCAACUCUUACAUCACCAUCAUCAGCCAAGCCAUGUUCUGCGUGAGGCAAGAGAGCGAAAGAUGGAUCGUCAUUGAAGACGAAACUGAACACGAUGCAGAGGAAGACAAUGUUUACAUUAUUGAUAAACAAAAGGCCGUCAAUAAUACUCUUUUGUUUGAUCGCCACAACUGUGUUUCCCACUAUCCUCGUGGAUAUAUGAAGGACUACACUUUUCACCUUCUUCCAGGAUCGCAGGGGGCAUUCAGGGUAAAAUUUGACCUCACUGUUAGGAAAUUAUUUAUAUACUACCUUGAUCUGACCAAUGGAGAACCGGAGAUUCUGGUCAUGGAGUUGAAUGGCUCAGAUCAGCUAAUAUACGAGAGGGGACAUGCGUUCGACCCUAUGCCAGACCUCUUUCUCAUCUACAGGGGCAUGCUCUAUUACAACCACUACCAGCACGUGUUGAUUCCUUUGUGGGUCGAUCUUGAAGCGGUGCCUUCCACAGGAAACAAGUACUCAUGGAGGUCACUCAGCAUGGCGUCUAUUUCUCAUGACUUCCACAAAUCUCCCGUGGAGUUGGAUAGGUCCGAGGAUGGAAGAUGGGUGACUCAAGCCUGGAGCGAGCGACGAAUCGUGUGUGAUCUACUCAGGUUCAAAACGUACAUUGUUCGUGACUAUGGAUGGCAAAAGGACCCCUGGAAGGUUUCUGGAGAAUACCAUGAAGAAGUCAAGGAGAUUGGAUGCAUAUUUGUCGGAGCUGAUCGAACUGCCGAGAAGCCCGUUUUUUACGUCAUCAACAGGCCCUAUCUGUUUGCUAUGGACCUGAUACUGCACAAGAGGGAGAAGCUGGAGCCUGACGUUUUCUUGCACCGGGUUUCGAAACUCGUCUACAACUUGUUCUUUGAGGGUUCCAAACAGUUGCAAAAGUCGGCCGGGUACUAUGCUGAAGCUGUAUACGAGCAUAUUGACCAGGUUCCGUGGCUCAAGGGAGAACCAUUGAACGCCGUGGAUGAACAGCAGGAGGCGUUGAAGAUGAAGUACGCUCUAACUGAGGAGGUUUACAAGCGGCCGCUUCCGAUGACUCGGACACAGGCUAAAAAAUCAUGA
Molecule: messenger RNA, 1680 nt
Organism: Yarrowia lipolytica CLIB122
Lineage: Eukaryota; Fungi; Ascomycota; Dipodascomycetes; Dipodascales
Source: RefSeq, a predicted model, not a curated record